AUGGGGCACCGACCGGCUGCCCCGGGGGCAACGCGGGCCCGUCGGAGGCAAGGGGGCUGGUGGAUCCCGCUCUGCCUGUGCUGGUGUGCGGCCGGGGGCUGCCUGGGGCAGGUGUACCACCUCCGCCUGGCCGUGGACGAAGGGCUGCCGGCAGACACUCUGGUGGGGGACAUCAGCGCGGGGCUGCCCCCCGGCGGGGCGCACCCGGGAGGCUUCUUCCUCUCGGAGGAGAGCGGCGAGUCGGCGGUGCUGGCGGAUUUCCACGUGCACACGGGCACGGGCCUCAUCCGCACGGCGCGGCCGCUGGACCGGGAGCGGCGGGCGCACUACGGCUUCGCGGCGGCCACCCUGCGGGGGGAGGUGGUGCAGGUGGAGAUCGCCGUGGGCGACGCCAACGACCACGCGCCCCGCUUCCCCCGCGCCUCGGCCCGCCUGGCCGUCUCCGAGCUCAGCCCGCCCGGCAGCGCCUUCCGCCUGCCCGCCGCCAGGGACCCCGACGACGGCGCCUUCGCCGUCCAGGGCUACUCGCUGCUGCCCGCCGAGCCCGCCGGGGACGCCGGCGGGGGGCCGGGGGGCGCGCCGCUCUUCCAGCUGCGCUACGGCAGCCCCCCCGACGCCGCCCUGGACCUGGUGCUGCUGCGGCGGCUCGACCGCGAGCAGGAGGACACGUACCGGCUGCUGGUGGAGGCCUGGGACGGGGGCAGCCCCCGGCGCAGCGGCCGCCUGCGGGUGGAGGUCCAGGUGCUGGACGAGAACGACAACGCGCCGGCCUUCGAGCGGGCCGAGUACCGGGCGGCGGUGCGGGAGGACGCGCCGGCGGGGAGCGCGGUGUGCCAGCUGCGGGCCAGCGACCCGGACGCGGGGGCCAACGGCGAGGUGCGCUACCGGCUGAGCCCCCGGCAGGCCGACCCGGCGGCGGCCGCCCCCUUCGAGGUGGACGAGCGCAGCGGGCUGCUGCGGCUGCGGCGGCCGCUGGACCGCGAGGCGCGCGCGCUGCACCGCCUGGCCGUCGAGGCCCGCGACGGCGGCGCCCAGCCCGAGGCCGCCACCGCCCUGGUGGCCGUGGAGGUGCUGGACGUGAACGACAACCCGCCCGCCAUCGGCCUGCUCUUCCUCACCGACGCCGGCGCCAGCGUCUCCGAGGGGGCGGCCCGCGGCGACUACGUGGCCCGCGUCUCCGUCUCGGACCCCGACGACGAGGAGGAGGAGGGCGGCGGGGUGGCGCUGAGCCUGCAGGGCGGCGACGGCGCCUUCUCGCUGCGCCCGGCGGGCGGCGGGGUCUUCUUCGUGUGCGUCGAGGGGCCCCUGGACCGCGAGCGCCGCGCCGCCUACCAGCUGCGCCUGCUGGCCGUCGACUCGGGCUCGCCGCCCCUCGCCGCCCAGCGCCCGCUGCCCCUCCGCGUGGCCCGCCUCAACGACCACGAGCCCGUCUUCGCGCGGCGCCGCUACAACGCCGCCGUGCCCGAGCACGCCCCCGACGGCCUCUGCCUGCUGCAGAAUAAAGGAAGACCUAAUUAUUUUUUCUUGUGCCAUUUGCAGGUCAAGGCAACCGACAGAGACUCAGGCCAUUUUGGCCAUAUUGAGUAUUCUCUGUAUGAUGGAUUCCAUAACUAUGAAAAAUCAAAAGCAUUCCAGAUAGACCCAAGCAGCGGCCAGGUAUGCGUGUCUCAGGACAUUGACAGGGAAGAAGAUCCUUCUACUUAUGACCUUUUAGUGAAAGCUACUGAUGGGGGUGGGCUAAGCGCCCAAGCUUUUCUUCGCAUUGAGAUAGAAGACAUUAAUGAUAAUCACCCUAUCUUCAACCCAGAAACUUACAUGACAAGCAUCAGCAGUCAUAUGCAGCCAGGAACUGAAGUCAUUAAUGUUGUUGCUACGGACAAGGAUUCUGGGAUAUAUGGAGCUGUAACUUAUGAAGUGGUACCAGGUGACUUCUCUUCCCUGUUCACAGUGGAUACAACAACAGGAAUUAUUUACCUGAUAUCAGCUCUCAGUAAUGUGGAACAUAGCAGUGUGCUGCUGACUGUCUCUGCUCGGGAUGGAGGUGGUCUUUGUUCAGUUGUUAAUGCAGUUGUGACUGUGAGGAUCCUCCAGACGGCCAUGGCUCCUGCUGUAUUUGAGCGAUCGCGCUACACAUUUUCCAUCCCUGAAGAUAUCCCUGUUGGCAGCGCUGUGGGAACAGUCAAAGCGAGGGAGCCUUUGAAUUUCUUGGAAACAAUUUCAUACACAAUUUCCUCUGGUGAUCCCUACGGAAGAUUCUCUAUUGACUCUCAGAAUGGCAUUAUCCGCACCAAAAAACAGCUUGACCAUGAAACCCAUUGCCAUACAGUUCUUACGGUGCAGUCACAGUUGGGAAGCUCCCCUGUCUACAGCAAUGCUCAGGUCAACAUAACCGUGACAGAUGUCAAUGACAACCCUCCGGUGUUCGUUACAAAAUCUGAUAAGAUACGUAUAUCACGUAGCACAGUAUCUGGCACAGCUCUGUACAUUGCUCAUGCGGAAGACAAAGACAGUGGGCUAAAUGGAGUGAUCCAGUACACUAUUGCAGGCAAUCAAUCAGGUGUUUUUACCGUUGAUCCAGAUCUUGGAGUGCUGUAUCUUUCUAGGACUCUGGUUGCUGAUAAGCAGAAAGAGCACACGGUACACAUUGCAGCUGAAGAUCAUGGAAGUCCCCCUCUGAGUUCUUUGAUGAUCUUGACUGUGAUUGUUGAUGAACAGAAGGGACGCCCCACCUUGAGUUUUGAAAAUUUGGUCUAUCAUGUGGAUGUCAGAGAGACAUGUUCCAUGGGUACCCUCAUUCUUCAAGUACAAGCCCGGAUGUUAGAUCCACAGUAUACCCCUGGGGUAUUUGUAUAUUCUUUAGAGCAUAGCACAGAUUCUGCUUCGUUUAGAAUCAACCCAACAACAGGCAGUAUUUACCUACGAAAUCCCUUAGACUAUGAACUAACUCAAUCAUGCAGUUUUAGAGCCUAUGUCACUAGCCCAAUGGAUACGUCAGGGCAAAAUGCAAGUACAUCAGUAAUUGUUAAUGUCCUUGAUGAAAAUGACAAUUCUCCUGUGUUCAUGCGUGAUGUCUAUUUUUUUGAAAUUGAAGAAAGUUCAUUACCCCAAGGUGUGGUUGGCAUACUCACAGCAGUUGACAAAGACUCUGGGAGAAAUGGGCAGCUCUCUUAUUUCCUCUUAUCUGAUGGAAAAUAUUUCAAGAUCAAUUCCAACACGGGUGAAAUUAUAAACUGGGUUGCAUUAGACUACGAGCAACAAGCUCACCAUCAACUGCUUGUACUAGUGACUGACCAUGGUGCUGCUCGACAAAAUGCCACAGUAACGGCCUAUAUUUCAGUUACUGACGUCAAUGAUAACCAUCCCUGCUUCCCUCAGUUUCCCUCUGGAGCAGAGUUCAGCAUCAAGGUACUGGAAGGGCAGCCAGCAGGGACACUGGUUGCCACUGUACAUGCCAAGGAUCUGGAUUCCGGAAACAAUGGGAUGGUGUCAUAUUCACUGUCAACAGGAGAAAGUUUAGGUCACUUUCAGAUUGAUAGCAGAAGUGGUGAGUUAAGAACUACUGAAGCUAUUUUAUAUAAUUGGAGGUCGGCCUACAGAAUGGUAGUCACUGCAACUGAUCAGGGAAUCCCUUCGCUUCAAGGACAAAUGGACAUCAACAUUGAGGUUAUCCCACUUCCUAAAAGGAGUUCUGUUUCUUUCCAAAACAUCAGACAUUUUGUCAUACAAGAAAAGUUUAGGCCUGCACAGGUGCUGGGCUCUCUAAGACUGCCUGGCCAGCAUCUGUAUACUAGUAACAAGCAGCAUUAUAGCAUUUCUGAAGAAGACUCUGAUGUUCCAUUUGAAGUUGACAGUUCCUAUGGGGAUCUUCUUCUUUCCAAAGAACUUGAUUAUGAAACAGCAUCUCACUACUCCUUUAGAGUGGUGGUUAACGACGAUCAGAAUAGUUUUCCACAAAAUGGCACUAUUUUCAUCAGUGUUGAAGUUGAAGAUCAAAACGACCACUCGCCUUCUUUCCAGAAUGACUUCGUUGUGAUUGGCGUACAGGAAAACGUGCCCGUUGGCACUUUGGUGUAUAGGUUUAAUGCAAGAGAUGGAGAUGGCAGUUUUCCGAACAGCAACGUACAGUAUUCUAUACACAGGAAUAACUUCACUGAAAAUCCAUUUCUUAUCCAUCCUUUUUAUGGUAGCUUAAUCACAGCGGUUCCCCUCGACCGAGAGAUGAUGCAAACUGUUAUCCUGACAGUUGUGGCAGCUGAUCAAGCUGUAAACUUGACUGACCGCAGACAAGGUUCACUGACCGCCAAAAUAAUCAUUCUGGAUGUCAAUGACAACCACCCUACCUUUGUUUCACCACCUCUUUCCUACAUCAGAGAGGAUGCAGAGAUAGGCUCCCCAGUACACUGCAUAGUUGCUCAUGAUCCAGACCAAGGAAGGAACGGACAAAUUGCAUAUUAUCUUCUCUCAAGUACUGAAGACCAUGUGUUUGCACUAGACAAAUCCUCAGGACUGCUCACCACCACCUUUGCUUUGGACUGUGAAAACCAAGAGUAUUACAAUUUGACCGUUGUGGCUGUAGAUGAAGGCACCCCAGCACUAUCUGCAACUCAGAUUCUGACGAUAAUCGUUCUUGAUGUAAAUGAUGAGCCGCCGGUGUUUACAAAAGCUCUAUAUCAAGCUUCCAUCUAUGAAAACAAAGAUCCAGGAGAGGUUGUCAUAAAAAUAGAAGCUACAGAUAAAGAUUCAGGAACCAAUUCUCUGCUUCAUUAUGAAAUUUUUCCGGGACCUGGGCAUGAGAUUUUUCGGAUAAACUCUGAUACUGGUGAGAUUACAACAGCCAUUUCACUGGACAGGGAAACUCAAGAGAUCUUCACUAUUAAAGUGCUGGUUCGAGACAGUGGAAGUCCUGUUUUAUCCAGCACAACAUCGGUUGUCAUCAGAAUACUGGAUGAAAAUGACCACACUCCCAAGUUCCUCCUUCCUGUUUCGGAGAUCCAGAUUCUGGAGAAUCAAGCGCCUUCAGUCAUAUCAACGAUACUGGCUGUGGACAUGGAUGCCGCCAGUAACGGAACUGUGCAAUGUCACAUCAUUGAUGGAAACGUUAGAGGAUACUUUGCUUUGAAUGAAACUUCUGGAGACCUUUCCACCAUUUGUGGUUUAGACAGAGAGAUUGUCAGCAACUUUACUCUCAUCAUUGAGUGCUCUGAUUUGGGCAGUCCACAGAGAAGCUCCGUGACCCACAUACAUAUCACAGUCCUCGACAAAAAUGACAACAGCCCUCUGUUUGCAAAGAACCACUAUCAAGCCUCUGUGAGAGAAGACCUUGGAGAAGGAUCAGCAGUUCUUGAACUGCACACUGUUGAUGGAGAUGAGGGCCCAAAUGGAGAGGUUAGAUACUCUCUCGUGGAUGAUACCCUUGGGGCAUUUACCAUUGACCAGAUUACUGGCAUAGUAACUACUACAAAACCACUGGACCGGGAGAAAAAAUCUCACUAUGUAUUCAGGGUGGUGGCUACCGAUUCAGGAAUCCUGGAACCAAGAAGCAGCAGCGUUACUGUCACUGUGCACAUUGAGGAUGUCAAUGACAAUAGUCCUUUUUUCCUACAGAAUCCUGUCAGAGCUUCUGUGCCUUUUCAGACAUCUUUGAAUCAGACAAUAGCUACUGUGAAGGCCAGUGACUUUGACCUGGAUCUAAAUGGUGCUGUGCAUUUUAUGCUUGAAACACCAGAAACCAUGUUCCAGGUGGACCCAAAUACAGGAGAAAUCUUUCUUCAGGAACCUGUACCUCAUGAGGGUUUUGUUACCUACCUCCUCAUAUUGGCUUCAGAUAAAGGAGUUCCAGCUAGAACGGCUACUGCUGUUUUGGCCAUCUCUUCUGAAACGUUAACAGAGACUAUUUCAUUCAGUUACAAUCAGUAUGAAUUAACCGUGCCUGAAAACACUGAAAAAGGCACCUCUGUUUUCACGCUAGCUGCUUAUGACCAUGGCUUGAUGGGAAAGAAUUUAAAGCACAACCUCAUCAGUGAACAUGAAGACGUUUUCUCCAUCCAUCCCAUCACAGGUGUAAUCACAGUAGAGAAACCAGAAUUUCUUGAUUAUGAAGUCAGGCAAAAGGUACAGUUUACGAUCUUAGCGGACAAUGGCUUGAGCUCAGUGCUAUGUGGAAUGACGGUAUUGAUACAAGACAUGAAUGAUAAUGCACCGCAGUUUGAACAAAGCUAUAGCACAGCAUCAGUGUGGGAAGGCCAGCUCUACAGCACGUAUAUCAUGCAGAUCUAUGCAACAGACCCGGACAGUGGCAUAAAUGGAGAAAUUGAAUAUUCAGUUUUAUCUGGCAACACAAAUGAAGCAUUUCUCAUUGAUUCAGCACAAGGAAUUAUAUCUGCCUACACAGUCUUCAAUAGGGAAGACAUUUCAUCAUACAGGUUGGUUUUACAAGCUGCUGAUAGGGGAACUCCCAGGCUAUCAGCUACAAGUACAGUAGAAAUACAAGUACUGGAUGUCAAUGAUAAUGCUCCAACUCUCGGGCCACUCGGCACAGUGGAACUCCCUGAAAAUACUCCACUUGGCUUCCUUGUGAUGCAAGUACUGGCAGAUGAUAUGGACCUGGGCCCACCUCUUCACUACAGUUUUGCUAAGGGCGGUAACCCCGGAAGGAAAUUUACAAUUGACCAGUACAAGGGAAUAAUCACUUUGGUGCAGGCAUUAGACUUUGAAGAAAUUGCUCAGCUUGAACUGUCGAUUAGAGUUUCAGAUUCUGUGCAUCACACCACAGAAAAACUUGUAAUACUUGUAUCUGAUGUAAAUGAUAACCCACCAGUAUUUACUCAGGAUGUAUAUCAGGUGAUCAUACCAGAACUCACAACUAUAAAUGCAUCUAUCUUAACUGUGUGUGCCACAGACAGAGAUUCGGAGUAUAAUGGAAAGGUAUCCUACAGAAUUCUUUCAUCCUCUGAUGCAUUUUCUAUUGAUCCGAGAAAUGGCUCACUAUUUUUGGCUAAGCCAGUGACGUUCCAGGACAAAACUCCAAUUAUUCAGCUACUGGUAGAAGCCAUAGACCAUGGAAAUCCUCCUCUGACUGCCAUUACUUCAGUGGUUGUACAUAUACAGGACGUGAAUAAUUAUGUUCCUCAAUUUACAAUGGCAGCAUAUAAUCUCAGUGUAAGAGAAAAUGUGUCCAUUGGAGAGAAGCUGCUCACGUUUUCUGCUGCUGACUAUGAUAAGUCACAUGAAAAUAACUACAUUGAAUAUUCUAUUAUCGGUGGUAAUGGCAGUAACAAAUUUCUUGUGGAAACGUGUGUCAUUGGGCCACAGUCUCCGAAUAAAGUGGUUGGAAAUCUCAGGUUGAGAAGCCUUCUAGACAGAGAGAAAACGUCAGCUUACCAGUUAUUAAUUCUUGCAUCUGUCCAUGGAGCUCCUCUUUUAAACUCCACGGCUACUGUAUCCAUCACUGUUUUGGAUGUUAAUGACAGCCCACCUAUAUUUACCAGCUUGGAAUACCGUGUUCACGUUAGAGAAAAUACUCCAGUGGGAAGUCCUAUUACUGUGGUUUCAGCAAGUGAUGAUGAUGUUGGUUCCAACGCGAAGGUCACUUACAGUAUUGCCUCUGGAAAUGACAAGGGACAUUUUCGAUUAGAUGGGAAAACUGGCUCCCUUGAUCUGGUCCGACCUCUGGAUUAUGAAGAAACAGUGACAUUCAGUUUAACUAUUCAAGCCUCUGAUGGAGGAGUUGGUAUAAAAAAUGUGGCUUUUGCUGCUGUUUUUGUCAGUGUUCUUGAUGAUAAUGAUUACGCACCAAAAUUUCUAUUCCCUAACCUGGACUGCAGAGUACAUGAAAAUCUGCCCCCUUUUUCUUUUGUGUGCACAGUCUCUGCAUUAGAUUUCGAUACUGGCCCCUAUGGUCAUCUUUCUUAUUCCAUCCAGUCAUCAUGUUUGUCUGACCAUGGAACUUCCUUAGAUGAUGGCAUGUUUUUCAUAGAUCCCCUGACCGGGGCUAUCCAUACUAAACAAGCCCUUGACUUUGAACAUCAGAAUAAAUAUUGCUUUGUAGCUCAGGCAAGAGACAAGAGCGAUGCCUCAGCCACUGUUACCGUUCGGGUGACGGUUGAAGGGACAGAUGAGUUUGACCCAGUUUUCAACCAAAAUCAAUAUUUUUUCGAUUUCCCUGAAAAGAAUGAAGCAGGGCAGCUGGUUGGCAGAGUGUCGGCAUCAGAUUACGACAGAGGGUUGGACGGCGUUGUUCGUUACAGUCUGCUGAAACAGUCCCCUUUCUUUUCUGUGAACCAAAGCAAUGGGGCUGUCUACUUGACUAAAUCUUUUCACAGGAAAAGGAGCAGCACGAAGAGAAAAGAGGACACCCUCGAACUGCUUAUCAAAGCUCAUGGCCCGAAACUGGACUCUAAAUUUAGCACAUGCAUAGUUCUGGUGAACAUUUCUGCUACCCCGGAGAGCUCUUCCAUGUUAUCGCCCCACACCUUGACCAUCAGUAUUGCUGCCUUUGCUGUUCUGUUCCUGUUUCUUGCCAUCAGCUUUGCAGUGCUUAUUGUGAGAUACAAGCAAAAAGAUGCAGUGAACUCCAGCAAGAAAAAAGAAACGCCAUGCUGUUUAGCAACAGAUUUGAAUGCAGAUCGUGAAAACAGUGCCCCUGAAGCUCCCCAGAACACUUCAGUCCCUGCUACAAGCACCCUUCCCAUAAGCUCCAUAGCUGAAUGGCUGAGUUUGGUAGGCAUUAGAGAAAGGAAGGAUAUGGGUAAUCCCUGCAGACAUUCGGACUCCAGUGGCCAUGGCUCUGCAGAAGGCGAAACAGCGGAAGAUGAGGAAAUACAGAAGAUUAAUGAACAUCCAUGCAGGAAGGGUUCUGGAUCAGCCUUAAGUGACCGAGGCUCACGAAUACCAGACUCGGGAAUUCCCAGGGACUCUGAUCAGCUUUCAUGUCAGUCUGGAGAGACAGAUGUUGUUGCUGUGAUUCAAAGUGCAGAGACUAUCCAGAUCUUCAGAGAUGGAGGCGGAGGAGAGGAAAGAGAUUGUGACACCAGGUAUACAAGCAAUAACAUGUCAUUACUUCAGAACAUGGGGUUAAAGGAAAUGGACGCCAUGAGAGACAUCUCACGAGAGUAUAACUUCAUACCUGAUGGCCCGAACUCCCAUUCUGGAUCUCUUGCUACCCUAGUAGACUCUGGUGACGAUCUUAGAGGUAGUUAUAACUGGGAUUACUUGCUAAAUUGGGAACCCAUAUUUAAACCUCUUGCAUCUGUGUUCAGUGAUAUUGCAGAACUGAAAGACGAAAGCAUAAAAACAUGCGGCUUUCCUAAGGAGAAGAAAUCUUUCAUUUUUCCCCCUCCCUUGAUUACUUCUGUGGCUCAGCCAGGUUUAAUGACAGUACCCCCACGAAUGCCAAGUCUACUGCCUGGUCAGGCAUUUAAAAGCUACCCCCACUCACCCCUCCUCCAUAACCUAAAAUAUCCUUCAUCAGCCAUGACUCCUAGUUUUUCUCCUUCUCUGUCCCUGCUUACAGUGCAGACCCCUGUGGCAUCCCCAGUAACCUCACAUCCUAGCCUAAAGGGGAUGUGGCCCAGUGGGCCAACAUGUGAACUUUCAACAGAAGAAGAAAUUCAAGUGUAGGUUAUUUAGCAUUGGUACACACCAUUAGAUGAACAUUUGGUGAAAAGUACUUGCCAUGCUUUUUAAUGAGCACAG
Messenger RNA from Euleptes europaea (tarantolino), 9693 nucleotides. RefSeq names its product dachsous cadherin-related 2 (gene DCHS2). Gene Ontology annotation, molecular function: cadherin binding; calcium ion binding. Gene Ontology annotation, biological process: homophilic cell-cell adhesion. The transcript has 21 exons. Gene Ontology annotation, cellular component: catenin complex; plasma membrane. Bases 1 to 9618 code for a protein of 3205 amino acids. The record is from RefSeq and is a predicted model, not a curated record. NCBI's taxonomy places the organism in Eukaryota, Metazoa, Chordata, Lepidosauria, Squamata, Sphaerodactylidae.